This is a messenger RNA of Scomber scombrus (Atlantic mackerel), 1099 nucleotides long. RefSeq names its product type-2 ice-structuring protein-like. NCBI's taxonomy places the organism in Eukaryota, Metazoa, Chordata, Actinopteri, Scombriformes, Scombridae. The transcript is spliced from 8 exons. Bases 149 to 676 code for a protein of 175 amino acids. The record is from RefSeq and is a predicted model, not a curated record.
GGUCCAAAGUCCGAAAAAAACAGGGAACGACGCAGCCUCUGGUCGCAUUGAAUGUUGAUCAUCACUUCUGCACAGAACGGCCAAAACUACAAGCUGACACGGAGAGGGACAGAAAUUAACUCUGCAGCAGAAAAUCAUCAUCUGCACCAUGAAGAUGCUGACUGUGUUUUUCUUCAUUUGCGUCAUGAUGGCUCUGACCCCAACUGCUGACUGUUGGACAAUACCACCAACCACAGUACCACCUUGGCCAGACCAUCAUCUUCCUUCUUUUUCUUGCCCUGAUGGAUGGACUAUGUUCAGCAUGUAUUGUUUCCUCUAUGUUCCAACAAAAAUGACCUGGGAUGAAGCUGAGACUAACUGCAGGAGACGUUCACAUUCCUGGCCGGCAAACCUUGCAUCCGUGUUUGACUCUGAGGCCGCCCAUGACAUUCGUGAGGUGCUUAAGAGUGCCGGUCAUGAGCAUGGAAAAGUAUGGGUUGGAGGCCAUAGAACAACACAGAAUCCAUCCUGGUCCUGGAAUGAUAUGUUGGGUUUCAAUUCCUUUCAUGACUUCUGUUCUGUAGACCAUAAACAUCACUGCCUGCACCUUACCUUUGAAGAAAAUGAGGCGGGAUGCCUGGAUGACAUGGACUGUGAGACUAAGCUCCCAUCUGUCUGUGGCGUGAUCCUCAUGUGAUUCCUGAGCUGAAACAGAAACUUAAUGCAUCUGUAGGAACAUGACUGGAUGAGUUAGCUAUGUAACAUGAAGGCUUGAUAACGCAUUUUACAUAUUUCUCUUCUGUAUCUGUAACGCUAAGUUAAGGAAUGAAGCGACAAGUAACAUAAACAAGAUGGAUUGUCUCUUUGGCCUUUUGGCUUUUAUAAGAGAAGACUGGACGUGUUAUGAAAAGAAUGCCUGUUCUCACGACUUUCUGUAUGCAAGAAUAAACUUUGAUGCUAAAAAGACUGUAAAUGUGUCAGAUAUCCACUUGAUAUAAUUAACUCUGAAUAUAAGCCUCACAUCAACUUUUAAAUAAAUUUUUGCUCAAACGUAGAACAGAUCUUGUCCCCAAUCACUUUCUUAGUGCAUUAUGAAGGGAUCUCCUAGUAUAAACAGGAG